GCAGCAGCUGCAUGAGGAGCACAAGCAGCUGACCAUGCGCAAGGCCGCUCGCGAGGAAGAGGGCCGGCGUGCGGCAGAGGAGCAGGCGCAAGCUCUUCUUCGCCACGUGAUGCCGCACACCAAGCUGCCAGCUGAGCAGGUCGACCAAAUUACGAACAGGCUCUACACAGAAAGCGUGGCGGAGAAGGGCCGGCGGAGGGACCAACAGAAGAAGCAGCAUGAAGAUCGCAUGGCCAGGACUUGCUGCUUCGCUCCGAAUGCUCACAAGCCUGACAAGCCACUGUCCCCAUCUCCAGAGACGUUCCGCGGAGUUGUUCUCUAUGAGAACUACAUGAGGAAGGUCAUUCGCCGGGCUGCAACUGAGAAGGCAGACUCCGCCAGCGCAGCGCAGAAGAACAUCUCUCCCAAGUUGCAGGCAGCGCUCAGGCUAGCGUACUUGCAGCGGUUCGUGCGAUCUCAGGCAAACUGUCUACAUCCCUGCCGCCUCUGCGACAUCACGGAGCCCGGAGACCGAUGUGCCAUGAACACACGAGUGAUCGUCGUGUUCAGCUUGGCCGUGAUUGCUGGAGUCCUUUGUACAUCGUAUCUACCUGACCUACAAUCAGAGCUUCCGAUCUCGAAUCGGGUUGCUACCGCCGCCGGCUUCGUCUCCAGCGGGGCAUCUGCUGCUGCUGGGCUUCUGUCUGGCGCAGGUUUGCUCGCUCAAGCCGACGACGUGGAGUUCGCUAAGCCAGUUGACCAUGAAGUCCAGCUGGACAUACCGCCCGUGUUCAAGUGCAAUCCGUUCGAUCACGUGCUGGUCGUCAACCUCGAGGGCCCCGGCGGAGAAGCACGACGCAACCACAUCCUCCGAGAGUUCGGAAAAAAGGGGCUGAAGGGAAGGUUCAAGUUCUGGCCGGCUGUGAACUUCGGGACAGAUGAAGGCUUAGCUGCAGAGAGAAACCAAAAAAAGUGCCCAUGUGAUCCAAAGGUGGGUUGCGGGCUUAGCCAUCGUCGCAUCUAUGAGACCAUGCUCGCCGAGCAGUGGGCAUGCGCGACGAUCUUCGAGGACGAUGUGACCCUCGCGGAAAACUUCACCACAAGAAUAGAGGCCGCGAUCGACAGCAUCCCACCAUUUGAUGUGAUCUUAUGGGGCUUCUGCCCCGGUGGUUACAAGCCGAGGCAUGCACCCAAGGAUCAGAGCUCGGUCCCCAUUCUUAGUUAUGGUUGGCCGGGCUCGUGUGUCCAUGCCUAUACCGUCAGUCUGUCGGGGGCGCUUGUGCUUACUCAGGCGAACACGCCCGUGGUGGUCGCACCAGAUGGGGCGAUGGACGGCAUGCAUUGGUACAAAGACAAGACCAGGUUGCACAUAGACCGAUCUGCGGGAGUGAUAACGGGCUCUUACUGGUGGGUCAACCCUCAGCUAUCGUGGCAAGGGGUGGAGGCGGACAACUUGGAAGGAGGAGUAUAA
Symbiodinium natans is the source of this 1450-nucleotide messenger RNA. The record is from the annotation of a GenBank genome assembly. NCBI's taxonomy places the organism in Eukaryota, Dinophyceae, Suessiales, Symbiodiniaceae.